UGGUGUAAUGUAGGUGACUUUAUAUAGAUAUAUGUGUGUGUGUGUGUAAAAAGGUGGUGUAAUGUAGGUGACUUUCUCUCCAGCCGGACUUUGAAGUGGGUUAGCGGUCACGUGACCAGAGCAGUUAUAUAAUAAGUAGGUCAACACGUUCCUGGCUGGCACGUGCAGCCCUCGCGCUUAUGUAAAGUCUCGUGCGAGGUUCUCACAUUACUAUGUAGGUGAGGGCCACAGAUCGUCUAAUGCAGCAGAGAACACUCACUUGGACUUUCGCCCUACACUCUGUCCCUGGACGGUAACAUUGAUCAUAGUUCCCUUUAGAAAGGUGUCAUGGUCGCAGUGUGAAGUACAAUGUGUCUUUAAUCCACCCCGAACAACUCACAUGACUCAAUCGAGUGGACAAAAUGUCAUUUCUAUUUGAUUUCAACUCCAGCGCUUACAUGUCAGAGUGAGACAUCUUCUCAUCGUCUAUGACACUCUUAUGAAGACACGCACGACACCGCCCACUGACGCGCUUAUUACCUCAUUCAAACAUGGUUCUCUUAUCUGCUUUAAACAUGCUUUUGGAUUAUUAUGUAUCUUCUUUUUGAUUGAUUGAUACUUUUAUUAGUAGAUUGCACAGUACAGUACAUAUUCCCUACAAUUGACCACUAAAUGGUAACACCCCAAUAAGUUGUUCAACUUGUUUAAGUCGGUGUCCACCUUCAUCGAUUCAUGGUAACAUGCUUUAAAACAUGCUUUUGUAUUCUCUAUCUUCUUUAAAGCAUGCUUUUGUAUUCUCUAUCUUCUUUAAAACAUGCUUUUGUAUUCUCUAUCUUUAAAACAUGCUUUUGUAUUCUCUAUCUUCUUUAAAGCAUGCUUUUGUAUUAUUCUCUAUCUUCUUUAAAAAAAAAUUUAAGUAUUGAUGUGAAUCUUCUUUAAAACAUUUGAAGUACUGAUGUGAAUCUUCUUUAAAACAUUUGAAGUACUGAUGUGAAUCUUCUUUAAAACAUUUGAAGUACUGAUGUGAAUCUUCUUUAAAACAUUUGAAGUACUGAUGUGAAUCUUCUUUAAAACAUUUGAAGUACUGAUGUGAAUCUUCAUGAUGUGCGUGUUAGUCAUAGAAGGAGCGUCCAUUUGUUUUUAUUUAGUGAGUGUGUCUUACAAUCCCAAGACGUGGACUGAUGCGGCGUUCAAGGGGAAUUGGAACAAUGUAGACGGGACGUCACGUGCAAGUGUGCCGGCUAAUUCCAGGCGGGGAAUAAAGCAGCGGAGUGACGUCAUCAGGCGGCCAUGAAUGAAAGACUAAAAGCGGGAGGAGGAGACGACAUGUUUCCUGAAGGACGCUCACGUUUCUGGUCCUCCGCCUCUCUAAAACAAAUAUAUACGAGGGGAAAUGAUGUCAAUUAUACAACUUGGCGGCGCUCCUCCUGUCUCCUUUACUGCUUUAGUCUGCUGGCUUCUCCACACUUUUGCAGUCUGUCUCCUCCACACUUCUUCAGUGUGUCUCCUCCACACUUCUUCAGUCUGUCUCCUCCACACUUUUUCAGUGUGUCUCCUCCACACUUCUUCAGUGUGUCUCCUCCACACUUGUCUCCUCCACACUUGUCUCCUCCACACUUUUUCAGUCUGUCUCCUCCACACUUCUUCAGUCUGUCUCCUCCACACUUCUUCAGUCUGUCUCCUCCACACUUCUUCAGUCUGUCUCCUCCACACUUUUUCAGUGUGUCUCUUCCAAACUUUGAGUGUCUCCUCCACACUUUUUCAGUGUGUCUCCUCCACACUUCUUCAGUGUGUCUCCUCCACACUUGUCUCCUCCACACUUUUUCAGUCUGUCUCCUCCACACUUCUUCAGUCUGUCUCCUCCACACUUUUUCAGUGUGUCUCUUCCAAACUUUGAGUGUGUCUCCUCCACACUUGUCUCCUCCAAACUUUGAGUGUGUCUCCGCCACCCUGGUCUCCUCCACCCUUGUCUCCUCCACCCUGGUGGUCCUGCACAUGCUUGGGCAUCCGGCCCCAGAGAGCAUGUGUGACGGCGGCUCAGAAGGGACAUCACACCGCGGCGCAGGUGGCACCGUGGAGGAGGAAGGACCCGACCCAACGGCCGCCGACCUGCCAAGGAAGCGCAAAGGUGAUUUGGACGAAAGAUCAGACGCUGUCCUACACCAUGGUCUUCACUUGGAUAUGGAUGGCAUUGUCACCAGGUCUGAAGGAGAGGACCAACAGGCCAAAAUGCAAUGCUUCAGGCAGCCUCACCGGCAGAUUGAGAAGCGUCGGCGAGACAAGAUGAACAACCUCAUCGAGGAGUUGUCCGCCAUGAUCCCCGCGUGUCAGCCCAUGGCAGCAAAACCGGACAAGCUGAGCGUGCUGCGUAAAGCCGUGCAACACCUGAAAGCGCUAAAAGCCGGGUCAGGCAGCACCUUUGCAGACGCUGGCCGCAAGCCUCCCAUCCUGGGUCAUGAGGACCUCAGGCACCUUCUGUUCAGGGUUGCCGACGGUUUCCUGUUAGUUGUGAGUUGUGACCGGGCGAAAAUGUUGUUCAUCUCCGAGUCCGUCUCCAAGAUCCUCAACUUUAGUCGGGUGGAGUUGACCGGGAAAAGUUUGUUUGACUUCCUCCACCCUAAAGACAUCAGCAAGGUGAAGGAGCAGAUGUCCAACUCUCACCUCAUGGAUGCUGCCACUGGGGUCCAAGCGGAUGUUGCCGUGUCGCAGCUGUCCAGUGGAGCCAGGCGCUCCUUCUUCUGCCGCAUGAAGCGGAGUGGGCUGGAGGCGCGGCACAAGGUCAAGGUCAAGGACAAGUGGCCAUUGCCAACUACUUCCAUUAAAAAAGACUCCGUGAGAUACUGCACCCUGCACUGCAGUGGCUACAUGCGCAGCUGGCCCAGGAGUGAUCUGGACUCUGAGUCGCCCGCCUCCCACCUGACCUGCCUGGUGACCAUGUGUCGCCUCCAAGGACACGGUGCCCACCAAGUGCCCAAAGGCGUCAAGGUCAAGCCCACCCAGUUCGUGGCUCGCUGUACGAUCGACGGCAAGUUCACUUUCAUCGAGCAACACUCAACCACUGUCAUCGGUUAUCUACCCCAAGAACUUUUGGGAACAUCAUGUUAUGAAUACUUUCACCAGGACGACUUGCAGCAGCUGGCAGAGAAACACAGGCAAGUCCUGCGCAGCAAAGAAAAGAUCGAUACCAAGUGCAAGUUCAAAACCAAAUAUGGCUCCUAUGUUUCACUCCAAAGUCGGUGGUUCAGUUUCACCAACCCCUGGACCAAAGAAGUGGAAUUCAUUGUGUCUUUAAACAGAGUCAUCUCGGGGCCAGGUCCCACCAUAGAUGAUGAAGCAGCAAGCAGCUCAAUAAGUCAUCAGGAAGAGAGCAAACACCUGCCCAUAGUCCCGGGUCUGACCAGUGGUGUGGGCAAGAUGAUCUACGCUGGCAGCAUCGGGACCCAAAUUGCAAAUGAACUGCUGGAUGCCUCCAGGGCCAACUGGUCUCCCCACAGUGGUGUGUCCACUCUCCUUGGAGCCCCCCACAGUGGUGUGUCCAGUCCCCUUGGAGCCCCCCACAGUGGUGUGUCCAGUCCCCUUAGAGCCCCCCACAGUGGUGUGUCCAGUCCCCUUGGAGCCCCCCACAGUGGUGUGUCCAGUCCCCUUGGAGCCCCCCACAGUGGUGUGUCCAGUCCCCUUGGAGCCCCCCACAGUGGUGUGUCCAGUCCCCUUGGAGCCCCCCACAGUGCACCAGCCUCCCCACAAGCCAGCACACAUCUGUCCAGCAGAGAAGAAGAGGAAGCAGGCAGUUCCUCAGAGUCCAGACCAGACCUGGUCCCCAGCAUGUCGGACUGCACAGGUCAGUCCUCCCAGCAGGACUUGGACAGCAUGCUGGGACCCGGUCUGAGCGCCUUCAGCAGCGACGAGGCGGCCAUGGCGGUCAUCAUGAGCUUGCUGGAGACCGACGUCAACAUGGGCCAAUCAGGGGACUUGGAGGACUUACAUUGGCCUUUCUAGUCCAGUCACCUGGAGGACUUACACACUACUUUCUAGUCCAGUCACCUGGAGGACUUACAUUGGCCUUUCUAGUCCAGUCACCUGGAGGACUUACAUUGGCCUUUCUAGUCCAGUCACCUGGAGGACUUACACAGUACUUUCUAGUCCAGUCACCUGGAGGACUUACACAGUACUUUCUAGUCCAGUCACCUGGAGGACUUACAUUGGCCUUUCUAUUCCAGUCACUUGGAGGACUUACAUUGGCCUUUCUAGUCCAGUCACCUGGAGGACUUACACAGUACUUUCUAGUCCAGUCACUUGGAGGACUUACACAGUACUUUCUAGUCCAGUCACCUGGAGGACUUACAUUGGCCUUUCUAGUCCAGUCACCUGGAGGACUUACACAGUACUUUCUAGUCCAGUCACUUGGAGGACUUACACAGUACUUUCUAGUCCAGUCACCUGGAGGACUUACACAGUACUUUCUAGUCCAGUCACCUGGAGGACUUACACAGUACUUUCUAGUCCAGUCACUUGGAGGACUUACACAGUACUUUCUAGUCCAGUCACUUGGAGGACUUACACAGUACUUUCUAGUCCAGUCACUUGGAGGACUUACACAGUACUUUCUAGUCCAGUCACCUGGAGGACUUACACAGUACUUUCUAGUCCAGUCACCUGGAGGACUUACACAGUACUUUCUAGUCCAGUCACUUGGAGGACUUACAUUGACCUUUCUAGCCCAGUCAUGCUCAUUUGGGGGGACUGGAGGACUCACAUAGGCCUUUCUAGUCAUGAAGUGAGGGUCAAGUCCCUAUGCACUAUGGACUGAGGCAUCAUGGGAGAAUGAAGUGUCGACCUGGGACAGUCGUCAUGAUUCAACAAUCCAUCCUUUUUCUACUGCUUGUCCCUGACAGGGUGGCAGGGAAUGCUGGAGCCUAUCCCAGCCGCACAUGGGCUAGAACAGUGGUCCCCAACCACCGGGCUGCGGCUCGAUUUGGGAAAAAAAUAAAUAAAAAUAAAAAUAAAAAAAAUAUUUUUAUAUUAAAUCAACAUAAAACACAAGAUCCACUUACAAUUGUGCACCAACCCAAAACAACCUCCCUUUUUCAUGACAAAAACAAAUAAAAAUCCCCCCCGCCGGGCCGUGGGACAAAUGAUCAAGUGUUGACACAGCUACAGAAAGGUUGGGGACCACUGGCCUAGAAGGUGGGGUACACCCUGGACAAGUCAUCACAGGGCCAACACAGACAACAUUCACACUCUAGGGACCAUUUAGUCUUGCCAAUCAACCUAUCCCCAGGUUGGAGGUGGGAGGGGCCUAUCCCCAGGUGCAUGUCUUUGGAGGUGGGAGGGGCCUAUCCCCAGGUGCAUGUCUUUGGAGGUGGGAGGGGCCUAUCCCCAGGUGCAUGUCUUUGGAGGUGGGAGGGGCCUAUCCCCAGGUGCAUGGAGGUGGGAGGAAGCGGGAGGGAACCCAUGCAGUCACAUGCAAACUAUGGACUCACCAACUCAGCUUCUCCAGUCAAACACAGCUUCAUGACAAACAAUGGAAGUCUGCUCUAUAAAGUGACAAAAUAGUCAUGUACUUUAAAAUGGGUCAGCACAAUAUUUCAGGUGAAAACAAGGUUUAAAAACUACUUUGAGCAGAAAUGUCAUCGACCUCUCAUGUCCUGUCUCCUGGCUACUUCCUGCUAGCGGCUUAUAAGCACCACCCAUUGGACCGCGGCGGUCACGUGACAAGGGAGGAGUGCAAAGAGUUGCCAAAGAGUAAACAGAGCAAGAGCAUACCAGUCACUUCCGGCUACCGGUAUAUACCUGCAGCUGAUUGGACUGUGGCGGUCAUGUGACUAGGAAGUGUGCAAAGAGUAAAUAGAAAGGCAAGAGCCUAAUAGUCUCUGCAAAUGUAUUUGACACCUGCGUUAUAUAAAUAUAUUGUUGGAGCCAAAUACACUUUCUGUCUGUCAAAUUGAUGACAUCACUAAAGGGGUUGGCUCCAAGGCUAUUGAGGGAGGAGUCAGGAUCUUGCUCAGGUGUUUUUGAGUAGAGGCGCAACACUUUUUGACUGCCAGGCUACUGUUUGUUUGCUCCCCUGUAUUUUCUCGUUUUGUACAAAGUGUGUUGUAUAAAUGGGACUUUAUGAAAUUAAAUAUUUUUGUUAAACAUGG
Messenger RNA from Nerophis ophidion (straightnose pipefish), 6119 nucleotides. Its product is annotated as basic helix-loop-helix ARNT-like protein 2. Gene Ontology annotation, cellular component: cytoplasm; nucleus; transcription regulator complex. Gene Ontology annotation, molecular function: DNA-binding transcription factor activity, RNA polymerase II-specific; protein dimerization activity; RNA polymerase II cis-regulatory region sequence-specific DNA binding. The transcript has 17 exons. The coding region runs from base 1270 to 3975 and encodes 901 amino acids. Gene Ontology annotation, biological process: regulation of transcription by RNA polymerase II. The record is from RefSeq and is a predicted model, not a curated record. Lineage: Eukaryota; Metazoa; Chordata; Actinopteri; Syngnathiformes; Syngnathidae.